This is a messenger RNA of Cuscuta epithymum, 2815 nucleotides long. The record is from the annotation of a GenBank genome assembly. NCBI's taxonomy places the organism in Eukaryota, Viridiplantae, Streptophyta, Magnoliopsida, Solanales, Convolvulaceae.
GGCCAAUCUCCGUGACUCGGUUGAUUUAGUAAACGCGAAAACACUGAAUACACGUAUCUUUUUUUUUCUAUACAUAAUUUGGACUUGAGUCCUGAAGGAGAAAUGUGUAUUUAACAUAUAGGAACCCAAUGCAACUCGACGAUAACAUGUAAGUAUAUUAGAAACCAUCAAAGAGUUUAUCUGUACAGCAAAAAUAUGAGCAAAAAUGUAGGCUAUCCAAAUAUUGGAUAACCCAUCACCUGCCAAAAUAAGGGAGCCAUAGCAGCCCCCCAAUGCUACCUCACGGCCAAUCACAAUCAGAAGAAGUGAUGGGCGAAAAGUUAUCAGAGUACUACCAAAUCACAAGGAUAAAUGCUAUACAAAAUUUUGUAGACAAUAUAUUUAAUCCUAGCAAAAACUUCCUCCUCCUUAGGCAAAAAACCAUCAAAUCUAGCUGCAUUCCUGGUCCUCCAGAUCCAGUAUAUGGUGCAUGAGAAAGCAAUCCUAGCAGCCUUGGCUUGCACAUUAGCUCCGCUCCUUUCCUUCUUGAUCCAUUUGACCGAGCUAGCUAGGGUCCCCAUCAUGCGUGGAAUGCCAAUCCAUGCCUUCAUCAAAGUCCAGACCUUACCUGAAAAAGGGCAUUCAAAGUAGAGGUGUGGAGCCGUUUCCGGUCCACCCUUGCACAAUACACAAGUAUUAUCCACAUCUAAUCUAUGAAGAUUAUCACACGUGGCUAAUCUAUUACGGAAUGCCAACCAAGUAAUAAAGGAAAACUUGGGGGGAAUGUAAUCUUUCCAAAUAAAUGGCAUCCACACACGGGUGACAGCCCUAGUCCUAAGUAAAUCAUAAAUCUUGGAGGAUACAAGCUUGCCAUUAAAUUGAAGAGCAUUUAGGCCAAGUAUAGCGCUCGGAAUGUCCGGGAAUUUGGAGAGUAUUUCAUCUCGAAUUAAUGCAAUCUUCUUAAAUAGUUGUGAAUCUCUCUCAUGUGGAGGCCAAGAGCUCAACACACGAGAGACAGAGAAACAAUCUGGAGGCCAACAACCCACCGUCUCACGUAUCACCAGCCAAAACCAGCAGAGCACCAUCACGCGACCGGCGAUUCAGAGACACCGCGUGGGGAAGCCUGGUGCAAGGUCAGCAAUCGGCGAUGCGCUCACCACCAACACCGACACACACGAAAGCCACAUCCCCUCUCCAGCAACAAGCGGUCUCAGGUUGACUCUAAUCGCUACUCUUGGUUAAAUCUUGAAGAAGAUGAACAUAUAUCAUACCACGAAUUUGAAAGCCCUCUUGGCAGUAACCUUUUCACUCCUCUUAAUACAAGAGCUUCGAAAACUUUUUGGAAAAGAAAUGUGCCUGUUCAGAAUAAAAAACGAUUGAGCAGGAAUUCUAAGAGAUUCAUUUCAAGCUCCAAAGUCCAUGUUAGCGGAGAACCGAGUCGUGCAACGGCGGUCAUCUUACCGGCAACCUUACUUGCUGCGAUAACAACAUAUGCCCCAGACGGAAAGGCACCUCCGACUACAGCGCCUGACCCCUUGGUCGUGUCUUUGGAUGCAGCGCCUCAAUCAUCUGUAGGGGGGUCGGUGGAGCCACCAACAACUCAGUCUCAGGGCAAUCAUCACAACCAUGUCGAUAGCUCAGCAUACCAGCCAAAAACAGUCACGUGGGCAGAUAUCUUGAAAAAGAACAAAGACAACUCACUUCCUAACAUUGACCAGGCUGUUCCAUUCUCAGCCACUACUGAUAAGGUAAUUUGUCUUACGGAAGACAAGGUCAAUUUGAGCACUACCGAAGAAAAUAGGGCUGAGCCAGAUUUAAUUUUUAAGGAAUGUGAAACAUUCCACUUCUUUGGAGAGGAAGGGUUUGACUCAAUUAAAAUUGAGUCUAAACUCUUUAAAUUUGCAGUCAAGAAUAAAGAAAUUGUUAUUUUUGAGAUAAAAAGAUCUAUGAUGCGCAGGAUUAGCUUCAAUCUUGACUUGGCUACACAAAUCAUCCACUAUAUCUCUCAGCUCAAAAGAUCUGAUCAUUACUAUGGGCAGCGAAGGAGAUUUGGUCCUAUUACGAUUUCUUCAGAAAUUAACAAUUCAGGUUGCUUCCUGAAAAUUGCUAAAGAAAAAGGAAGUUUCAUCUUGAUUCCAACGGGUCCAAAAAAUUUCAGACUGCUUGAAUUUCUGGCUAUGUUUUCUAAUAUUGUGGGAAUCUCCGUUUUAGUACAGGAGGAACCAAUGCAUCUGGAACCCGAAACCACGACAAACACGGUAGAACCCACGUCAAUAUCGAAACUUAUAUUUAAUUUUCAUAUUCAGGGAGCCUACGCAGAGCAACAACAAACUCACACUUCAGAGAUCCUUCCCAAAAUACCACUAAUUCAGGCCUACUCAGAUGCAUCUGACAGUUAUAAUCCAUCAGAUGACUCUUUUUUUUCAGAUGACUUUCUAGGACACGCGACAGAAAGUGAGCGUCGACCACCAAUCUCCAAUCAGGAUGAUAUAUGGGACUCAAAAUUCAACAGGGUAAUCUGCCACAAAUCCAAGUUCAUUACUUCGGAUAAUUGUCUGCCAACAGAUAACUUAAACACACAACUGAAGAUUUAUAAAAAAUCUCAGAAGAACAAGAGGCGACACAGCAUGAAGACCAGAUCACAGUCUAAACAAUUCCCUUGGGCUUAGUUUUAGUUUUUGUUUAAAUCUAUUUUAUCUUUCUUUUGUACUGUUUUUCUAUUUUCUGUCUGUUUUCUGGCAUUGUACCAUUUCUUAUUAUCAAUAAAAUCUUUCUUUUCGGAAAAAAAAAAAAAAAAAAAAAAAAAAAAAAAAAGAAUCUCUCUCAUGUGGAACAA